AUGGCCACUCGUGAAGGGAUCAAUCCUUUGCGGCCAUAUUAUAUCCCCCAGUCGGGCUUAUCGCCCACCGCCACAAAUGUCACUGCCGAAGUGACGUCGUCCUCUUCGGCCCAAGUGUUUGGGAGCUCGGCGCGCGACCUCAUCCCGGAUAUUGACUAUGCCGACUAUCUCGACUCUUCGCCGUCGGUAUCAGAUUGGGUUCGCGAUGCUCUGAACCGUGCACUUGUGCGAUACAGCAAGGUCCUCACUGCGCAGCCUUUCGAUGUCGCCAAAACCAUCCUGCAGGUGUAUGUCGUACCAGAUCCUAUCGAGGAACAGGAGGAGCGGAAGGGAGCUCCGGCAGCUGAAGGAAGCUCGUAUGACUCGGACUUUGAAUCAUCAGGAGAUGAGAGCAUUUACUUCACAUCGGCAGCACCGGCCACGCCGACCCCGACAACACCACGAUCCCGAAGGGGUCGGCACCAUCACAUCACCGACCGCAGUGGCUACAUUCGCCCAGAGACGGCACCAGCACCGUCCAAACAUGCGCUGACUCUCCGCAAUCCAAACUCCUUAAUGGAUGUUCUCUCCCAGCUUUGGUCGACGAGCGGGCCAAGCUCUCCGUGGAAGUCAUCCAACGCGACCUUUAUCUACUCGCUACUCCUUCCAACACUCAAUACAUUCAUUCGCAGCCUUUUGUCUGCCAUCGUGGGCUUGCCAGAGGAGGACAUUGCGUCGUCCAUGGCAGCUGAUAUUCUGACCGCACCCUCGCCGCUCGCCACACUCAUCCUCUCCUUCAUCUCAUCGUCCCUCUCCGCGAUCAUCCUCUCCCCCAUCGACACAGCGCGCACCUUCCUAAUGCUCACGCCUGCCACCCACGGUCCACGGUCUCUUAUCCGCGCUAUCCGCCAGCUUCCCACCCCCAACUGCACCAUCCCACCCCACCUCGUGCCAAUCACCAUUCUCCACUCCAGCUUGCCCAACUUCAUCACGACAUCAGCCCCACUCUUCCUCAGAUCUUACCUUUCAAUUGACCCCCUCCUCAACCCCUCCAUGUGGAAUCUCUUCAGCUUCCUCAGCUCCGGCCUCGAGCUCGCCGUGCGCUUCCCCCUCGAAACCGUCCUUCGCCGCGCCCAAAUCGCAACCUACACUUCCCUCAGUCUGCGCCAGAAAUCCUCCGGCGGCAGCAUUUCCGCUGCAUCCAUCGAUGCGUCAGACGUAGAAACUAUCGUCCCUACGCCACGCACCUACCGUGGUAUUGUUGGUACCAUGUGGCAUAUCGUCCACGAGGAGGGCGUCAGCUCUGUGCCGUCUGAUGCGGAGCGUGCCCGCAUCGCCGUUGGCCGACCUACCACUCAGCAGCAGGUCUCGAAGCGCCGGCAGGGCCAGGGUAUCCAGGGCCUGUACCGUGGCUGGCGCAUUGGUAUGUGGGGUAUUGCUGGCAUCUGGGGAGCCAGCCUUCUCGGUGGAUUCGCCGGCGCGAGCGAGGAAGAAAUGACCAUGCUAGGUGGACACGGCAGUUCCAGCGGUGGGCGCUUCUAA
This is a messenger RNA of Penicillium cataractarum, 1521 nucleotides long. Its product is annotated as mitofusin complex protein UGO1. The transcript has 2 exons. The coding region runs from base 1 to 1521 and encodes 506 amino acids. The record is from RefSeq and is a predicted model, not a curated record. NCBI's taxonomy places the organism in Eukaryota, Fungi, Ascomycota, Eurotiomycetes, Eurotiales, Aspergillaceae.